Molecule: messenger RNA, 2511 nt
Organism: Monopterus albus (swamp eel)
Lineage: Eukaryota; Metazoa; Chordata; Actinopteri; Synbranchiformes; Synbranchidae
Gene: il12rb1
Product: interleukin 12 receptor subunit beta 1
Exons: 15
Coding region: 108-2129 (673 amino acids)
Molecular function (GO): protein binding
Source: RefSeq, a predicted model, not a curated record
AACAUCUGUGACAUUUCUGAGAAAGCCAGCUGAGUUACACGAAGGCAGGUUGACUACAGGGACUCUUACCCGCUGACAACUGAUCAUCUUUCUAGACACUAUACCUCAUGGAAACUUUGAAAUGCUGUAUUUCACUUUAUGGAUAUGUUAUGUUUCUGUUCCUUACAACGCUCAGCACAGGGUCAGCAUGUGAAGCUCCUUCAAGUCCUCAGUGCUUCAGGAAAAAUGUUGCCGCGACUGAAUACAUGUGUGAAUGGAGCAUGAACACGACUGAGAGUGAUGUCACAUUUGAUCUGUACAUUGAAUGUUUCCAUAGUAAAAAAAAAUUCAGAGGCAUUAAAAAGACCUGGUUGGAAAUUACUGAGGAGGAGCUGAUCAAAUCAAGGCCAGUUAACAUUUCGGUGGAAGCUCAUGAAGGAAGCUCCAGCUGCACAUCACCCAUAAGGACAGUGGUACUUCAGCACACAGUUAAAUAUGAAGUGCCACAAAAUAUUUCAGUAUCCUGGUCAACGAACAACCUCAGCUUAAUCUGGAACGCUGCAGAGAAGCAUCCAGCUGCAGCUGAGGUCUGGUUUCGACCAGAUGAACGCCCCACAGAAUCAUGGGGAAGAAUAUUAACAAAUGCCACCUACCGCUACACCACCUAUAAGACGUUAGUGUACCAGGUCACUGUUGUGAAUCUCUUGAAGCAUACACCCUACCAUGUCCGGAUCAGACAUCGGUCCACUCAGGCCCUAAACUCACUGUGGAGCAAUUGGUCUCCAGUUGUGAUGGUUCCCACAGAGAUUGAACAUGAACCUGAAGUCAACAUGACAACAACACAUUUAAAUGGCACUCGAAAGGUGACGCUAACAUGGAAGCCAAUGCCUCAUGCAGCAGCAAUCGGAGGAGUUACUUACAUCCUAAAUGACACGCAGUCCUCUCAUGGAUGUCCUUGUGUGAAGAAGCAUCUGCACAACGUGACUAAACAUACUGCUGACAUGUAUGUGUCGUACUCUGCUGUUAACAUCUCUGUUAUUGCCAGAAACGCAGCUGGCUAUUCUCGUCCAGCAAUCAUACAAGUACCGGCCAAGCCUCCUGCAGAUUUAAAAACUUGUGACCAAACUUUGGUGAAAAAUACAAAAAAUUGCCAGGAGUGGUAUGAGCUUCAAGAUGGAGAGUCAAGGCCAGAAAAUGUGAUAACUUUAACAGCAAAGACAGAAGAAAAACAUAGGGAGGAAAUAAAGAACAUACAGUUAAAGGAUUACAUUCGCUACCUUUACUUUGAGCACAAAUGUGAAGCCAGGAAACCACAGACAGUUACAAUGUGCCUCUUUUAUAAAAAGGAGGGUGCACCAUGUGAAAAACCCCAGGACUUUAUUGCUUUUAGCGAAACAGGCAGUUCUGCCAACUUAUCCUGGAGAGCAAUACCCUUGGUGAACCAAAGAGGUUUCCUCACACACUACAGACUCUGCAGCAUGAAAAUCAACCCAGGGGAUGAGCCGAAAGAUUUAGUUUCAUCAGACUGCCAUAAUAUAUCAGCUACACUGACAAAAUACCACCUGGGUAACCUGACCCCGGGGUCAAAAUACAACGUCAGCCUGGCCGGAGUGACACGGGUGGGAGAAGGUCCUGAAGCCACUGUAACUAUCAUUACACUACCAGAGACGCCUGUGAACGUCUGGUUAAGUUUGGGUCUGCUCAUUGUGUUCUUUUUAAUCACAAUAUUGUGCGCCAUUAUCUUGAAGAGAAUCAAAACCAACAUCUUACCUCCUGUGCCAACACCUGUUAUUCUAGAUUUCGAGCCCUAUCAACCGGAGAGUCAGCAGAUGGUGGAGGGGAAAGAGGAGGUGCAUGAGCUGAUGCUGCUUCGGCAGCAUCCAGAAGGCAAGUCUGUCUCAGUGGAUGCAGAGGGGACCACUGUCCUCCAAGAGGAGUGGGGCGAUGGAACUGCCGAGGACGUGGAAAAUGAGAGGGGAGAUUCAAGUAUGUCAGGAGGGAGCAGUGAUGAGAGCCUUGACUCUACAGACGAGGUGCCAAAGAGCUCCAGAGAAGAAGAAAUAAUAGAUCUGGAAGCAGUAGAGAAUGAGAUCGCCAUGCUGAUUUACAGGAACGGUUUGGUCUUUGAUUUGAAGACAGACAUGACUUAAAAUAUGUAAGUUUGGGUUUUACUGCCGCACAGCACAAAAUUGCACAAAAUCUUAACAUAUUUGUUCAUUUACCGAAUGAGUACCUUUCCUGUUUGAGUAGUUUUAUCUUUUUGAACAAUAAUGUAUCUGCAAAAGCAUCUUGUGAUGAAGAACGUGUUGUGUUUUGUGUUGGACAUUAGUGUAUUUUUGUACACUGUCAGUGACAUUUUACAUAAAGAGGUGAGAGGGCUAUAUGAAAACAGAAGGAUUAACCAGUCAGACUUCAUCAAUGCAUGCUAUUAAUAAACCCCUUUUUAAAAUAUAGUGGAGAAUAAAUCCUCAUGUGUGUUAACAUACUUGGCUAAAUAAAGUGAUCAUCAUUAACUUUCAAUACAAAUCAGAU